Messenger RNA from Caenorhabditis elegans, 2010 nucleotides. RefSeq names its product Cyclin-dependent kinase 8 (gene cdk-8). Lineage: Eukaryota; Metazoa; Nematoda; Chromadorea; Rhabditida; Rhabditidae. The record is from RefSeq and is marked reviewed. The transcript is spliced from 12 exons. The coding region runs from base 97 to 1863 and encodes 588 amino acids. Gene Ontology annotation, cellular component: nucleus. Gene Ontology annotation, biological process: regulation of cell cycle; regulation of transcription by RNA polymerase II. Gene Ontology annotation, molecular function: protein kinase activity; protein serine kinase activity; RNA polymerase II CTD heptapeptide repeat kinase activity.
CUUCCUUACCGUACACUUCAAUUUUAAUUUUCGUUUUUCUGGACAUCGAUUUUCCUGGCAUAAAGACUGAGUAGUAUUCGCUGUAGUAACUGAAAAAUGACAUUAAUGAUUGAUGAAAACUUCAAAAAACAAUUGGCACAGCGUCGAGAGAGAGUAGAAGACCUUUUCUACUUUGAAAAUUCAAAAGAAAUCGGCAGAGGAACAUAUGGAUUAGUUUAUAAAGCAGUUCCGAAAAAGCAAAAUGGACAAUUUCCUAACAAAGAAUACGCAUUAAAAAUGAUUGAGGGACAAGGAUUUUCAAUGUCUGCAUGCAGAGAAAUUGCUCUAUUCAGAGAAUUAAGGCAUCCGAAUUUAAUCUGUCUUCAACGUGUAUUUCUUACCAACGAAAAAAAAGUCUGGCUUUUAUUGGAUUAUGCUGAACACGAUCUCUGGCACGUUAUCAAACAUCAUCGAACAGCUAAAAGCAAGAAAGUCCCAAUUAUGGUGCCACGGAAUAUGGUCAAAAAUAUAUUGUUUCAAAUUUUAUCAGGAAUGCAUUAUUUACAUUCAAACUGGGUACUACAUCGAGAUCUCAAACCAGCAAAUAUUCUAUUAAUGGGUGAUGGACCACCUGACAUGAGAGGAAGGGUAAAAAUUGCUGAUUUGGGAUUUUCAAGAAUCUAUGCAAAUCCUCUGAAACCGAUGGCUGAAUUAGAUCCAGUAGUUGUCACAUUCUGGUACAGAGCACCUGAAUUGCUUCUCGGAGCAAAGCAUUAUACAAAGGCUAUUGACGUAUGGGCUAUCGGAUGCAUUUUUGCCGAACUUCUUACCGCUGAACCAUUAUUUUUCUGUAAAGAGGAAGACAUCAAGGCACAAAAUCCAUAUCACUAUGAUCAAGUGAAAAGAAUAUUCCAUCUACUCGGAUACCCAUCAGAUGCUGAUUGGCCUGAUAUGAAGAAAAUGCCGGAUCAUCAAAGACUUCUAAGCGAUGCUAGAAAUGAAGGAACACCAAUUCAAACAUUUCCAAACAGCUUGCAUCGAUACUUUGAUAAAUGGAAAAUCAAUUCACAAAGCUCUCCAUAUAGAUUACUUGUCAAAUUGCUCACAGUUGACCCUACAAAACGUGUCAGUUGUGAAGAAGCGAUGAAUGAUAUUUAUUUUAGAAAAAUGGAAAGACCACCAAGGGAGACUGACGACGUGUUCAAUAAAUAUCCAAUUCCAUACGCGAAGAAGGAACAGCAGAUGACGGUUGCACCAGAUCAAGCACAACAACAGCAUCAACAACAACAAGUUCAAAUGCAACAACAACCACAAAUGGGACAGCAACAAAUGAUGGGACAACCUCAAAUGGUACAACCUCAGAUGGGACAACCACCAAUGGGUGGAGCACAUCCCGGAGUUGUUGCUCCAGAUGGACAUCCACAUCAAAUGAUGCAGCAACAACAGCAUCCACAACAGCAUCAUAUGCAAUAUCAAGGAAUGCAUGAUCCAAUGCAAGGUGGAAUGGAUGAAGGACCACAAGCAAAAAUGAUGAGAAUGGGAAAUGUUCCUGUUGGAAGAUAUGCACCGAUGCCUCCUCCAUACGGUGCUCCACAAGACUAUCACCCGCAACAAGGUCCACCAAUGGUGCAAAUGAUGCAACAACCGGGACCAUCCGGCUACUAUCCACAACGACCAGGACAACCAACAGGAGCAGUUCCUGGACCAGGACCUCAAGGAUAUAUGAAUCCACAAAUGGGAAUGCAAAUGGGCAUGCGUGCUCCAGGAGUUCCACCACAAGGAUAUAUGCCUGGUCGUGGAAUGGCUCCCCCUCAAAUGGGACAACAGCAACCCGGUCCAAAUCAACAGCAACAACAGCAAUGGCAACAACAAUAUCAUCGAUAAACAUUUCAUUUGUAACAUGUAUGUAUCUAUAGUACUCACAUCAAACUAAUAUUGCUCGUCAUGUGUAAUUUGAAGGCUUUGUAAAUUGUAUUUUUUUGAAAUACGUUCACAAUAAAAUUGAGAAAAUACGUGGCAGUUAUCAAAAUC